CCGGGCCCAGACUGUUUUAUUGACGCAGGCGCACUAGGGCCCAACAAAGGGCCGAAAUAAGAACGGUUCGCAAGUGAAUCUGAUGUAUUUAUGUCAUAAAAAUGGUGAGAUCUGUGAAGUGGAGGCAGCAAAUUAGGAUAUUUGACGUGUCAAAUCAUGACCGAGGCAUCUGAAAAUGCCUACCUGGUGCGGGUGCGGGCGCAAGUGAUGUGCCGCGACGAGGGCACUGGGGGAUGGCUGGCGCUGGGCGGCGGCGGGCUGGCACACGUGAUGGUCGGCCGCCGCCGCGCAACCACGCAUUCGCAUCACCACGCACACUCGCAUCUCAACGGCAAUGGCGGCGACAGUACGGAGACGACGUCGUCUUCAACGGCGCCAGUGCAUGAGUACUUCAUUCACGGCCGUCGAAUCAGCGAUAACAUGGUGGUUCUUGAGUGCACGAUAAAAAAGGAUUUUCAGUACAACAAGGUGAUGCCUACCUUCCACCACUGGGUGACUGAUGAGAAGCGCUUCGGGCUCACUUUCCAGACAGCCGCUGAUGCCAGGGCAUUUGACAAGGGCGUUAGGACCGCCAUUGAAGAGUUAUUGGACGGAUUCCUACAUGGUCUGGGUGGGGCGUGGCCGUCGUUACACGCGUACAAACAACUCAACCCAGCGCCGAAAGACGACGAUGAGGAGAACAACAUAUUCGAGUGUCUGAACCUGCCGACGGAAUCCCGUUCGAGCUCAGAAAACUCGACAGCGUCGCGGCCGCGCGCGCGCGACCCGCAGAUCCUCUCGGCCGUCACGCUGCCUCUACACCCACCGCCAGAGUCGCUGCAAUAUGAGGAGCCAAAAUUGGACGAGGAUUCAUCCGAUCGAUUCGCUCGACCCACCUACGUACAGCUCAACCCGAUACACGACUACCAGUACCCGGGCAUGGGGGCUGGCGUAGGUUCGGAGAAGACCUCGCCCAACACCAAGCCGCCGCUGCUCAAACGCGACUCUGGCUCAAUCAAGAAGUGCGGCUACAGCGGCCCGCCGCCGCUCCCGGACAAGAAACCUGCGGAAACCUUCCAAGCGCGGCUCAAAUGCAGACACUGCCACGAGUGGUACCUGGAGAGCGCGAACCGCGCAGGCGCAUGCGAGUUCGCGCCGGACUGCUUCAAGUCCUGCAUCGACGCCGUCUCCUGCAUCAAGUGCGCGCAGUGCAUGCUGUACCACUGCAUGUCGGACUCUGAAGGCGAGUACGUGAGCCGGCCUUGCUCCUGUGCACCCGCUGAUCACGCCUGCGCAAAGCGGUGGGUGGGGCUCGCGCUGCUGAGCCUGGUGGUGCCGUGCCUGUGCUGCUACCUGCCGCUGGCGGGCGCGCGGGCGGCGGCGCGCGCGGCGCGGCUGGCCGGCGGACAGCACGCGCCCGCGCAGCCGCCGCCGCGCAACGCCGACAGCGCCGACAGCGCGGACGUCGUCGUGCACCCGCCGACGCCGCACCCGCUCGACGGCGACCUGCAGUACAUCGACGACUCCGAGUGA
This is a messenger RNA of Hyposmocoma kahamanoa, 1512 nucleotides long. It is a transcript of the gene Spred, whose product is annotated as sprouty-related, EVH1 domain-containing protein 1. Gene Ontology annotation, biological process: negative regulation of MAPK cascade; multicellular organism development. The record is from RefSeq and is a predicted model, not a curated record. NCBI's taxonomy places the organism in Eukaryota, Metazoa, Arthropoda, Insecta, Lepidoptera, Cosmopterigidae. Bases 157 to 1512 code for a protein of 451 amino acids. Gene Ontology annotation, molecular function: protein kinase binding. The transcript is spliced from 14 exons. Gene Ontology annotation, cellular component: membrane.